UAUUUCUUCUAAAUACACCGAACAAAUAGUAUUAUGCUGACAAGUACCGGAGGACAACGCCGUUUUUUCUAAUAUGACGUCAUUACUGCGCGCCUCGCCUCGGCGCUAACGUUAGCGAGACAGGACCGCAGUGCCGAAUGAGACUGACUCGUCUGCGCUAAUUUAACGCUCCGGUACCCGCCCGCUGAUGUCUCAACAACCGCAACCCUCGUUGCCCUCCGGCCCGGACUCCCCCGCGCUCCUGGUCACCAGCAACGUGCAGAAGUACGCCAUCAAGAAGAAGAAGGUCCUGAGCGCUGAAGAAGCAGAGCUGUUCGAGCUCACCCAGGCCGCGGGCAUCACUGUGGACCAGGAGGUCUUCAAGAUCAUCGUGGACCUGUUAAAGAUGAACGUGGCUCCCCAGGCGGUCUUCCAGACCCUGAAGGCCAUGUGCGCGGGCCAGAGGCUCGCUGAAGGCUUCGGGGAGUCUUCAACCGCCGCCGGCAUCGCCACGGCGCCCGCCGAGGUCAGAGAGGACUGUUCGCUCUCUGGGAAGAGCCCUAAGCCGCCUGCAGCCGCCCCCCCGGCGUCCGGCUCCAGAGCCCCCAGAGUCGGCACUAAGGUUGUGGUCUACGGCCCCCAAGACGCUAGUUCUCCUCACUCUCAAGUGCGCAGCAGCAAAGGCGCCGCGGCCCCCGGCGAGAGGAGCCGAGAGGCCUCCGGCCAGCGGGCGCAGCGGCAGCCCAGCGCCACCAGGGGGCAGAAGACCAAGAGCUCGGGCAGCAGUAGCUCCUCCUCCCAGAUAAACUCAACGUGACGUCGCCCUGUCUGUAAAUACAUGCUCUUCUUUACCUUUUCAGUUCCCCCCCCCCAAAAAAAGAUGCCUUCUACGUCCACACGAUGGCGGCGGAUGGAUCACAGCAUGUAAACAUGUAAACACUCGUUCCGCUGAUCCUGAAACAUGUGCCUGUUUGCAGUGCAGCCACGGACGUUCCUCUAAUACCUUUAACUUCAUGCUUGAUGCAGUUUUUAUAAGAUCUGGUCCGGCGUGAGGUCCUUCCGUCCUUCAAAGUUCUACAUUCCACUUUCUGUAAUGGAGGAAAAACAACAUGUCAUAACUUAUUUAGAUUUUUCUACUUUAUUCAGUGUGCAACUUUUUUUAUAUAUUCAUCUUAAAUAAAUCCAAUAACUAUCUUC
Molecule: messenger RNA, 1176 nt
Organism: Gasterosteus aculeatus aculeatus (three-spined stickleback)
Lineage: Eukaryota; Metazoa; Chordata; Actinopteri; Perciformes; Gasterosteidae
Gene: mzt2b
Product: mitotic spindle organizing protein 2B
Cellular component (GO): spindle; centrosome
Source: RefSeq, a predicted model, not a curated record